UGGGCAUAAGCAGGACAACUAAACACUCUUAAAUCAGUGUAACUUGUAGGAGAUCCAGACCAAACAUUUUCAGGAGUCUUAUACUUGAUAGUUGUUGAUAGAGACCUAUUUACAAGAUAACAAGUUGUAUUAAUAGCUUCAGCUCAGAACUUCUUGGAUAGUCCAACAUUUAAGGGCAUGCUUCGUGCCCUCCCCAAGAGAGCUCUAUUCAUUUAUUCUGCAACCCCGUUUUGUUAUGGUGUUUUUUUCAUCGUGCAGUGUCUCACGAUCCCUUUUUCUUGGAUAAUUCUUUGAAAACAUCUCUACAAAAUUUCAUGUCAUUGUCAGUUCUUAAAGGCUUGAUCUGUUCUACUGUCUGCUUCUCGAUCAUAGCAUUCCAUUGUUUGAAUUAUUCAGAGACAUCAUUCUUGUACUUCACUAUAAAUACCCACACUUUUCGAGAAUGAUCAUUGGUGAAGGUUUACAUAUACCUUCCACCACCAAGAGAGAGAACUCAAGAGGGCCCUAAAGGUCAGAAUGAAUAUAAUUCAAAGUGUCCUUGGUUCGAUGAAUAGCCAUACUAAGCUUCACCUUGCAUUGCCUCUCAAAUACACAAUGCUCACAAAAAUCCAGCUUUCCAGUCUUUUGGCCAUAUAGCAAACCUCAUUUGCUUAGAACAUCUAGCCCUUUCACUCCUAUGUUCUAAGUGUGUAUGCCAUAAUUUGAUAGUGUCUAAGCUUGAACCUGAAGAUAAAGUUACAACAACAAUACUCAUUAGUGUGUUGCGUGUAUCUGGUACAAACUAUUCUACUUUUGCCUUUUCCUCACGACAAUAGCAGUGUACCCAAGAAAAUAAUAUUUUUCUGUAGAUCUAGAAGAGUCCUUACAAUGCCAUCAUACAUUUUUAUUCGUAUUAUUUCUAUCCGUACAACCUUAUUGGCUAUACUACAAUCACUUGGUUCAUAGGUGGCCAACUAGUUUUUAUUAGAACACAUAUGAUAGGAGCAAAUUGAAUUAAGAAUCUAUUUAUCACCUGAGCAGUUAGUACUAUAUUUGGGAACAUCAGCAUCAGUGGAACUUUCAUUAGCAACACCAACAAUGUUAUCGAUUUAAGUCUUCAGUUUUUGUUUUGCCUUUAUUUUUCGGACAGUCUUUUCCAAUAUAACAUUCUUUUUGACAAAGAAAUCAUUUAAUCUUUCUAGAUCAACUUUUGGAUUUAGAUCGACCUCUGCUACUUAAGUCUUUCUUCGUUGAUCGUCCUCUUGGAACCAAAUCUUCAUCUGAGCUUCUACCUCUAUUUUCAGACACCAUUUUUUAACUCUUUUGAGUUCAAGGCCACCUUAACAUCCUCCAUGGAAAGAGUCUCUUAACCAUACAUGAUGGUAUUGAAAAAGUGCUUGUGCGUAAGUGGUAAAGAAUUAUGGCUUGAACUAAAUCAUCGAGUGUAAAAUCGAUAUUUUUCAGAUCUAUCAUGAUAUUAUUGAACUCCCCAAACUGGUCAUUGACAGGUGUACCUUCUUGCAUUUGGAGAGUGAAUAAUCGUUUGAUCAAAUACAAAAUUUUUUGUGAGAGACUUUGCCAAACUCUCCAAUUUUAGUCACAAACUUGUGGCCAUAGUUUUGCUAGCAACUUCUCGCAACACCCACAACUUCUUGUAGUUUUGUUAGCAACUUCCCGUUAAGGCUCAACGUGAUAGCAUUCUAAGCCUUUGCUGUCUUGCUUUUCAUCAUCUGGUAUUAUUGCGGGGAAGACAUCUUUUCCCUUUAUAACUUUCAACAAUCCUUGUUGAGCCAACAAAACACACAUCUUGAAACAUCAUAUGUUGAAGGCGCUUGUUUUGUCAAACUUUUCUACUUAGAACUUUGUGGCCAUGGUAAAAUCUCUAGGCAAAAUUCUGAGAGCAUUAGAUACCAGUUUGUUGUGACGGGUUCAAGAUUUGAGUAUCGAGAUAUACAAUAAAAUGACAAGAAAUAAGUAGGGUACACACACAAAGACAUAAGAGAUUUACUUGGUUUGGCAAAAAACCUUAUGUUCGUCCACGCAACGUAAUCUACUCUAUUGUGAGAGAAAUUGAGAAUAUUAGGAUAAGCUAGUCACUCAGAUUUAUAUCCUAAAACCCAAGUCCUUAAACCAUUGUACAAAUACACCCUUCUCAACUCACACUCUCAAACAAGUUUUCUCACUCAGGGAAUUUGUGUCAAGUCCUAAUGUAGAAACAAGAAACUUAAUAGCCUAUUUAUAGGCAGAUACAUUGUACCCGAAAUUAGAACUUCUUAAAUUUUGGUACACUAAUUGAGCCUCCAAAAUUAUGUGCACUUUUGGUGCCUUGACUUCAAGCAACCUAAUCCCACCUUACAAAUUGGCCAUUUGAUGACGAUGGCUUAGACGAUUUAGAGUUGUCUUGAAAACAACUCGGUCGAAUCUCCUGAGAUUCGUGGUUUCCACAGAACAUGAAACGACAUCAAAAAGAAAAGUGUCGAAUUAACUUGGCCAAAUCAUAUUGGUUGGACCAUGGUGCGAAAAGCAUUGGGGGCAUGGAGCUGGUUUAUUAUAGUGCAAAAUUACGGCCUUGAGGGGAUACAAGGAUGAAAAGUGAUUUCGAGGGCAAAUAUGGAAAAUAGGCCUUUACAUAUCUCACACAUCAUGCCCUAAGGGUGCAUGACAAUAGUGUUCAAAGUAUCAGUCGACUCGGCCAAGUUAUAACCGCCUGGCCCCAAUUGAACUAAUAACGAUACACGUUACACCAAAUCAACGAGUCCCACUAGAGUCGGCCUUGAAUCAGAGAUGACUCGGUAAAAUCGGUACAACUUGGGCUUUCCUCAGUUGACUCAGACCAACUCGUCACCAAGUCGGAUGAUUCAUGAUAAAAUUGCACAGACCACUAAAAUACAACAAAGUGCCAGCCAAAAAAAAAGGAGAUGGAAGAGAAAGAAAGUAAGAGAUAGGGUUGAUUCCCACAUGAAAUAUGCAUAAAACUAUGAGAAACCCAUAUUCAAAGCUGAAUCGGAGCAAUUUUUAGUCUCCCACGCAAUACCCAUAUGCUUUUUGGUAAGACAAGAAAGAAAUUGAAAACAAACCUGCAAAAUUAAGCAACUACCAACAAGUCUAGAUCUCCUUCUUCCUCCUUUUAUUCUUUUAUUCUUUUUUCUUCAUUUUCCUCGGUUUAUCAUGUCAUGACGAUGGAUCGCACACCGGUGUCAAAUUUCUGCUUGGACUUCGACUUCCAGUCUCGAAUCAUGAACUUACAAGGAGGUAUUAACGAUUGCCAAAGGUGUACUGGAGACUCUAAGCUUGUAGUAGUUGAUUGAUAGCUGAGCUUGCUCACCUUUUAAGAGAGGAGUAAGAAUGGAAGCACGCCCUGCUUUGUCAAUUCAAAAGUCAGGUGCAAGACAACGCAAUAACAUUGCAGCGUCAGGGCCUCUGUCUUCAUCUUUACCUGUUCUUCCCUCCACUCUGGGAGAAAAAUAUCCUAAGUUGCAAGACUCUCAACAGGUUCCCAUGGAGAGGGAAUUUUUGCCACCUCCUCUGGCUGUUCAUCCUCUGGCUGUUCAUCCUCCAUUGUCUUCCAAUAGUGGGACUGUUGGCCACAUAUUUUCUUCAUCCUCAGAAUUCUCCACCGAUCUUCAUUUUUCUUCUGCUUCCCCCCAUGAAAAGCAUUCAAGACAGGCUCCUUUCAUUUCCCAGUCGUCAAAGAGUGCGGGGUCCGCACCAUCAAUGCAUUCUUGUAACUCGGGACUUCUUCAAUCUACAGCAUCUAGUCACUAUACUAAAGAAAGCAAUGAUGAUUCCUGGUGUACAGGUUCACUGCCUGAUUUCCUUAAUUAUCCAUUGAACACAUCAGUCCAGAAUAGUCAAUUCGAAAGUAGCAAUAGUGGUGGUUGUAUCAUGCCAUCUGAGGAACUUGGCAAACGAAAUGAUUGGCAGGAAUGGGCAGACCAACUAAUCAAUGAUGAUAAUGAUGCAUUGACUUCUGAUUGGAAUGAGCUUCUUGUUGAUACUAGUGUUGUACAUCCAGAGCCAGAGAUGGCCUCUCAGGCUUUCAAACCGUCCACCAAUUUCUCAGUGCACCUGCCCUUAGUACGUCAGCAACUUCCUGCUGUUUCUGGAGAAACUGGUGUUGUUGUUCCCCCUUCCCCCUCAGCGAGUGGUGCUGCAACCAAACCACGCAUGCGUUGGACUCCAGAACUUCAUGAAGCCUUUGUGGAGUCAGUUAACAAGCUUGGUGGAAGUGAAAGAGCUACUCCCAAGGGAGUGCUGAAGCUAAUGAAAGUUCAGGGUUUGACAAUCUAUCAUGUAAAAAGUCACCUGCAGAAAUAUCGAACAGCUAGAUACAAACCAGAAUCAUUAGAAGGAUCUUCAGAGAAAAAAUUGACUCCUAUAGAAGAAUUAUCAUCUUUGGACUUGAAAGCGUAAGUAACUUGAUUGAUUUGACCACUUCCAUCAAUUGGUGGAGUUUAUAGUUUAUGUAUGUACUAUUAAUUGGUUACUUAUUCUCUAAUCUGAAUGAUUGUCAUAAAAGUAUUGUCACUUUCUGUGGUACAUAGGUGCCUUCCAGUGGUAGUUUAUCUUUUCAUUGACCAAUUUUUUACAUAGAAAGUUCCAUUCUUGACCCAAUAAUACUUGAAUUUUGACUGCCACUUCUAUUCCUCUGCUGAAUUUGAUCUAUUGUACAAUAAUUGAUCACAUUGGGAGGUUGAAUUCCUAAACUUGUGAAGAACCGACUUGGAAAAAGAGCCAAACAAUGCAUCCGUAAUGGCAUCAGCAGAUCACAUGGAUGAAAUGCUUAGAUCCAAGAAUUGAUAUCCCUAAACUUUCAUAUUCUAUGCUUAAGAAUUAAAAGAAAAAUUAUGUUGGCAAUCUCUGGCACUAAUGCUGAUCUUCUGGGAGACUGACAACAUUGAUAGGGGGAGAGAGAUGCUGAUGAUCAUUAUGACAGGGACUAGGAGUUCUCAUGGAAGGGGGGAUGACUGUGGCACAACCAUGGGAGACCUAGAAUGUUUGGGAGAGCUGCAUUAGGGGGGAACGUUAUCAUUGUUUGCAAAAACGAAGGGUCAUUCUGGUGUCUGAAUUCUUAACAAAAUGACAAUUGUUUAUGUUGUUUGCUGGUAAAA
Ilex paraguariensis (yerba mate) is the source of this 5090-nucleotide messenger RNA. NCBI's taxonomy places the organism in Eukaryota, Viridiplantae, Streptophyta, Magnoliopsida, Aquifoliales, Aquifoliaceae. The record is from the annotation of a GenBank genome assembly.